This is a messenger RNA of Anopheles nili, 3388 nucleotides long. RefSeq names its product anoctamin-5. The coding region runs from base 1 to 3297 and encodes 1098 amino acids. The transcript has 12 exons. Gene Ontology annotation, biological process: chloride transmembrane transport. Gene Ontology annotation, molecular function: chloride channel activity; protein dimerization activity. NCBI's taxonomy places the organism in Eukaryota, Metazoa, Arthropoda, Insecta, Diptera, Culicidae. Gene Ontology annotation, cellular component: plasma membrane. The record is from RefSeq and is a predicted model, not a curated record.
AUGGAGAAAAUAAGAAUCAUAAGUGAAAAUUCAACAACAGCUAAUGGUGGUUUUUUAACUAUUAACCAAUUGGAUACAAUAAUCACUGAAAAACUGCCACAGCAGGAGGAUGUUUUAGAGAGCAGUUUGUUGAAAGCUCCAGAAGAAAAAUGGCCACAAACCGAAAAUGGAUUAUCUCGAAAAGAACUAUCACCAUCUCAUACCAAUGAAGAGCAAACCCGAAGUCCCGACCUUUACAGCAAUCUUUUCGGCCCAAAGAUCAGUGGUAGCGAAAACAUUCCCGGAACACCAAUGGAUACGCAGGAUAUAGCUUCAGAAUUCAACAAAAGUUUCAAUUCAAGCACAACUAGUAUUAUCAACGAACGACGAAGAUCCUCCUCCAUGCUGCGUAGCUAUUCAAUCGAGAAUGAUCAGAAAUAUAUCGGAAUGACAGUAGAAACACAAAACUCUUUGAGUGACCAGAUUGGAACUGGAACUACGCAAGAAGGACGCCACUUUCGAACAGCAAAUGCCGAAAAAAAUAAUUUCCUUGCAAAAGGUAGUUUACGAAAUCUUCUCAAAUUACGCAAAGCCUCCGAUCAGUCAGAUACACGGCGUUCGAGUCAACAAGAUAAAGAGGGAUUAGAUCCAGAAUCGCUGAUGUUCCGUGAUGGUCGUCGAAAGAUCGAUAUGGUGUUAUGCUAUGAGGAGGAUAAUCAAGGUGUAAUGACCGAAUUGGAAGCAUUGAAGCGAAACCAACGAAAGCUAUUCCAAGAAAAUCUCGUACGGGAGGGAUUAGAAUUUGAGGUAGAAGAUAAAGCACAAGCAUUCGAUGGUAAAACUUAUUUCAUUAAAAUUCACAUACCCUGGCGAACAGAAUCGCGUUACGCAGAAGUGAUGAACUUAAAACUACCUGUCAAAAGAUUCAUUACUAUCAGUGUAAAGGAGGAAGAAACGGCACUACGUCGGCAACAAAACAAGAUUCUAAGUUAUUGGAACAGGCUAAUGUCGCUUACAGAGUAUAACCAUGGACGUAUUGAGAAUGAACCUUCCUUUUAUUCAGCCACAGCAAAUGGAAACCCAGAAGAACAAUUUAUCGUGAAAGAUCGUUGCACUUCGUAUACGAGCGCUCAACGUAGCCUUAUCGUAAUGCAGAUCCUAAUGAGAACGAGAUUCGAUGAGACGGAGAAGGUUAACAACGUGGGCAUACGACGGCUACUGAACGACGGCACGUACCUUGCAUGUUUUCCACUGCAUGAAGGCCGUUACGACACAAAUCAUUCUUCUGGAGCUGAAUUCGAUCGGCGGCUUCUGUACCUGGAGUGGGCUCGACCCAUCAAAUGGUACAAAAAGCAACCCCUUUGUCUCGUAAGAAAAUAUUUCGGGGAUAAAAUUGCGCUUUACUUUUGUUGGCUUGGUUUUUACACUAAAAUGCUUUACGCACCGGCCAUAGUAGGGCUAUUUUGUUUCCUGUAUGGCUUGGCAUCCAUGGACUCCAGUGAUAACAUUCCAACGAAAGAAAUCUGUGAUCAGAACGGUCCUGGCAAAACAAUUCUGUGUCCUCUGUGCGAUCGAGCCUGCAGCUAUCAACAACUUCACGAGUCGUGCUUUUUCGCUCAGCUUACAUAUUUAUUUGACAAUCCGUCAACCGUGUUUUUUGCUAUUUUCAUGUCCUUCUGGGCAACAACGUUCUUGGAGUUGUGGAAGCGUAAACAAUCAGUGUUAGUGUGGGAGUGGGAUCUACAGAACAUUGAAAAUGAAGAAGACAUGCGUCCAGAAUUUGAAACUACUGUUAAAACAUAUCGAAUCAAUCCUGUAACGCGAGAGAAGGAACCUUAUAUGCCAACAUGGACCCGAGCAAUCCGUUUCAUGGCAACAUCCAGCGCCGUUUUAUUCAUGAUUUCGAUCGUGCUUGGCGCUGUUUUGGGAACUAUCAUAUAUAGAAUUUCACUUGUUUCGGUAAUCUACAGUGGAGGUGGAUCAUUUUUUCGUACUCAUGCUAAAUUAUUUACCACAAUGACUGCAGCGUUAAUUAAUCUUAUCAUCAUCAUGCUUCUUACGAAAAUAUAUCAUAGGUUAGCUUUAUAUCUAACGAAUCUGGAAAAUCCACGAACUCAAACGGAAUACGAAGACUCUUAUACGGUGAAAAUUUUCGUUUUUGAAUUCAUGAAUUUCUACAGUUCGUUAAUUUACAUAGCAUUCUUCAAAGGCCGGUUUUAUGAUUACCCUGGCGAUGAUGUUGCACGAAAAAGUGAAUUUCUUCGCUUAAAAGGUGACAUUUGUGAUCCAGCUGGAUGUCUCAGUGAAUUAUGCAUUCAGUUGGCUAUCAUCAUGGUAGGGAAACAAUGCUGGAAUAACUUCAUGGAGUACUUUUUCCCUGCUUUUUAUAACUGGUGGCGACAGCGGAAACAUAAACAGCUUACAAAAGACGAAACGCAUUUACACAUGGCAUGGGAACAGGAUUAUCACUUGCAGGAUCCAGGCAAAUUAGCACUCUUCGAUGAAUAUUUGGAAAUGAUCGUCCAGUAUGGAUUUGUAACGCUGUUUGUCGCCGCAUUCCCGUUGGCACCUUUAUUUGCACUGUUAAACAAUAUUGCAGAAAUUAGAUUAGAUGCAUAUAAAAUGGUAACGCAAUCCCGAAGACCACUUGCCGAACGGGUCGAAGAUAUUGGGGCCUGGUACGGCAUACUGAAGAUAAUAACAUAUACAGCUGUUGUGUCUAACGCGUUUGUGAUCGCGUAUACGAGUGACUUCAUUCCACGCAUGGUUUAUAAGUACGUUUACUCGCCUCAAUUUACCUUACACGGAUACAUCGAACACUCAUUGUCCACUUUCAACACAUCUGAUUAUAAAGAAGAAUGGGGCACCAAGACCGAAUCGGAUCCUGACACUUGCCAAUAUCGCGGAUAUCGAAAUGGCCCCGAAGCAGACGAACAAUAUGGACUAAGUCCUCAUUAUUGGCAUGUGUUUGCAGCUCGUUUGGCGUUCGUAGUCAUUUUCGAACACAUAGUGUUCGUUCUCACCGGUAUCAUGCAGUUCAUUAUACCGGAUAUACCGAUUGAAGUAAAGACCCAGAUUCAACGUGAACAGCUGUUAGCCAAGGAAGCAAAAUAUCAGCAUGGUUUGAAAAAAUCACGUGAAACUGACUAUGAGGAAAUAUUACACACUCUUCGUGAACAAAGCAACAACAGUAGGCAAGGUAUGCGUGGUAGCUGGGCACGGCGCUUAAGUAGACUUAGUGAUGGUCUGGAUGCACACGUUGAAGUUCCAAAUCGACCAAGACAUUCUUUAGAAUCUACUGUUUGGGAAGUUACUUAGCAUUAGCUAAUAACGACGUAGGUUUUAUCUACCUAAAUUAACAUGAGAGUAAUGGGUUUAAGUUUCGUUGUUAUUCUACAAAAUUUCUUAA